GGCGCCUACGACUUUCCAACUUAGCAAACCGCAAAUAUGUGUAUAAUUGCCAUUAUAAUAAUCAGGCGCCGCGCAGCGAGUUAACGGUGCUAGAAAAUUAGCAAUUCAUUCUGUCAGCGGCCGCUCCUCUGUUAACAUAUAUUUUUUAUUAUAAGUUUUAAUUGUUAAAAAAGGGCUUUCAUUUUGCUCCAUUGUAUAUCCAAAUAUACAUAAUGGUGGCCCAUGAGGGGAACUAACGCGUAAAAUCAACAAAAUAUCGAAAAUCGCGAAAUAAAUCAGCACGAAAAAGUUGGAGAAGAAAUGUACGUUGGCGAUUUGAAAACCGAGCUUAUGGUGUGAAGACAGACAAGUAGCAAGGAUCGUCGAGAUAAAGGCAGCACACCACGGCGAGCAGUAGUGCAGCAAAAGCAGUACCUUGUGCAGUGGAAUCAGCUAAAGAUAAGUGCCCUUCCUUGACCGCCACAUUGUCCUUUUCAUACCAACAUUCCAAGCAACCAAAAUCAUCCAACUGUUAAAAGGUGCCUUUCUAUUGUGCAGAUAAUGUGGUUGUAAGCUAAUUUAAUCAAUUACUUUAAACAUUUGAGUGUUUUUCCGGUUAUUUUACGUAUUUAAAAUCAUAAAGUUUUAUUCUUCUACCUACUUCAAAAAUUAAUUUGUCCACCAGAUAUAAAUCAGCUUAGUCAUAGCCCAUUGUUAAUACCAUUAAAUAAAACUUUCCAGGUUGUUUAUCAGCUACUAGCAAUCAUUUGGCGACGGUGCAUCACUGCGCUGCAUUGUUAUCAGCUGAUUGCGAACCGGUUUCUUAUCUACGGGCGCUCGCCGGCGAAACGAGGAGCGUGAGCUUUAUACAAUUAAUUUAUUACGUAGUUUUUGCAUUCUAUUAGUUUGCGUUCGUGCUAAUUAUUGUUUGCACGUUAUUUAAAUAACUUCACGAUGCCUAGUGACUCAGUUGAUAAAGUUUUAAGGCAGUUAAUUACAAAGCGAUCGUCCGCAAAGGGGCAGAUUACUAAAUUUAAAAAUUAUCUAGGCACUUUAGCAUGCAAAACAGAAUUGAGUAGUAUUGAACUAACGGAAUUAAGACUUAAGUUAGCCAAAUUUGAAGCUUUGUCGAUUCGAGUGGAUGAUUUGCAGGGUGAAAUUGAGGUUUUGAAUCCCGACAAUAUUGAUAAUGAAAUUGAAGAACGCGAAAUUAUGGAACGAGAUAUUGUCAUUAACAUUGCCACCGCCAAAACAGUGAUGGAAAAAUUUACGAAUGCAUUAGAGUGUGAACAAAGGCGUGGUUCCGUUGUUGAUAAUUCUUGUUUUAUGGAACAUCAAGAAUUUGGUUUGAAACUACCCCAAAUAAAGAUUGCCAAGUUUGACGGUGCAUAUUUCCGAUGGUUGGAGUUCCGUGAUACGUUUGAGAGUCUGAUACACAAAAAUAGUCGUCUGUCAGAUAUUCACAAGUUUCAUUAUUUAAAUUCCUAUUUAGAAGGUGAUGCGGCUAGAAUAAUUUCCAAUUUAGAGGUGUCUUCCGCUAAUUAUAGCGAAGCCUGGAAAUUAGUCUGCAAUCGGUACAACAACAAAAGAAUGUUAAUUAACCAGCACUUAAAUGCAUUAUUUAGCGUAAAGCAGUUUCCACGCGAGUCAGAACGGUCGCUUAGGUUUUUAAUAGAUCAUGUUACAAAACAUUUGCGUGCAUUGUCUAGCUUAGGACAACCAACAGAUAAGUGGGAUAUAUUACUCAUCUUUAUUUUAUGUUCAAAAUUGGACAGUAACACAUUAACUAAAUGGGAAGAAUUCCGUAAUACAUUAGAAGCCGAUGUGCCUACUUUAGACAAUUUCUUUAAAUUCCUUACCGAUCGCGCGGAUGUGUUAGAAUCAUUGAGUCGAAAUAAAAGUGACAACGUGCCAUCUAAAGCAACGCAAUCUAAUACUCGCACUAAUUUCAAUUCCAACAAUAAUUAUAAGCAAACAAACAAUGUUACUAAAACCUUUGCCAGUUCUAAUAUCAAACCAAAUAAAUCAAAUAUAUUCUCUUGUGUGAUAUGCAACGAAAAUCACAAAAUAUAUGAUUGCCCUACAUUUAAGGCAAUGAGCAUCGACAGUAGGUUAAGUGAGGUGAAUAAAUACAAGUUAUGCAACAAUUGUCUUAGGCAAGGUCACCUGGCUAGCGAAUGCCGUAUGGGUCCCUGCCGUGAAUGCAAAAAACGUCAUAAUAGUUUACUCCAUCGUCCAAAUACCUCUGCAAAUAAUUGUACCUCAAUAGAUGAUUCCAAUGAAUCAUUCGUUACUUUUAGUAAACAAAAUUCAAAUCAAAUAUUGCUUUCUACAGCUGUCAUUGAAGUAAUAAAUCCAACAACACAACAAAGCAAAAAGGCUCGUGCACUGCUAGAUUGCGGCAGCCAGUCAUCAUUCAUCUCAAAUUCAUUAAAGGAAAAACUUGCUCUAAAUUCGAACCCCAUUGACUCACUAAAGGUCAUAGGUAUCGGCAAUAAUAUUUCCACUAGUAUAACGGAAAGUUGUAACUUACAAAUAAAAUCACUAAAUAGCAAAUUCAUUACAAAUUUAUGCUGUCUUGUAUUAAAUGAGCUGACGGGUAAGCUGCCAAAGUACCCUGUCAACAUUACAAAACUAAAUUGGCCUAAUAAUAUUGUAUUAGCGGACCCUAAAUUUUAUGAACCAGCUUCUGUGGAUAUUCUAAUUGGGGCUGAUUUAUUUUGGGAUAUCUUGGGCAAUGAACAAGUAUCGCUUGGUCCCAGCUAUCCAAAGUUGAGAAACACUCAAUUAGGCUGGAUAGUAUCCGGUCCUAUUAAUUUACCUAAUGUUAAUAAGCAGACCAGCUGCAAUUAUGCUAUGGUUGGCACGCCUAAAGACAAUAAUCUUGAAAUCGCACUCACCAAAUUCUGGGAGUUAGAAGAGUUGCCUGCUAAAAGAAUUGUGAGCGAGAAAGACAAGGCUUGUGAAAGUCAUUUCAUUAAAAAUACAUACAAAAAUGAAUCGGGUAGAUUCGUAGUUAGAUUGCCCUUAAUAGAUAGCAGUGACUGUCUAGGAGAUACAUCUAAAUUGGCUAGAAAACGUUUACAUUAUUUGGAAAAAAGAUUUAGAAGUAAACCUUUAUUAAAAAGCGAAUACACAAAUUUCAUCAAUGAGUAUGCCCAAUUGGGGCAUCUCUCCCCGGCAGCUGAUAUACAAGGUACACUCUAUUAUUUAUGCCAUCACGCUGUCCUUAAACAAGAUAGUGAAUCCACUAAGUUGCGUGUAGUGUUUGACGGCUCGGCACCCUCAUCGUCUGGGUAUGCUCUAAAUGACAUCUUGUUAGCGGGCCCAAAUAUACAAGACUCUCUUUUUGCCAUUUUGAUACGCGCUCGCCAAUACAAAUUUCUCCUAACUGGAGAUAUAGAGAAGAUGUAUAGGCAGAUUUUGUUGGACGAAAGGGAUCGCAAUUUGCAGCGUAUUUUAUGGCGGGAUGAUGAGUCACAGCCCAUCAGAGAUUUCACGUUAAAUACUGUAACGUACGGUACUGCAAGUGCUAGUUUUCUCAGCACUCGCUGUCUAUGGCAGGUUGGUGAAGAGCAAAGUGAUCCUCUUAUCAAAGAAAUUAUCCAAAAGGAUUUCUACGUGGAUGACCUAAUAACCGGAGCCAACAACGAGCAGCAUUUGCAUUAUAUACAGUGUUCCGUUGCUAGGGCACUUAAAAAUAAUUGUUUUAACCUAAGGAAAUACAAAAGUAAUAAUACUUCACUAUUUAACAAUCUUGAAAUAGACAAAAAUGAUAGUUUAACGAUUAGUGAAUCAUCAAGCACUCUUGGUCUUGGGUGGAAACCAUCCAGUGACACAAUAUAUUUUCCAAUAAAGCAUGUUUCGUCGGAUAAUAAAGUACCAGUCGUGACAAAACGUUCAAUUAUGUCGAAUACAUUCAAAAUCUUUGAUCCCCUAGGUCUCUUGAGUCCGGUUGUAAUAAAGCCCAAAAUCAUCUUACAGAACAUCUGGCGACUAAAGCUAGACUGGGAUGAACCGGUUCCAGAUGAAAUAAGGGAUGACUGGUGUAACUUUACAAUAAAUUUACACUGUGUGUCGGACUUCGCCAUUCCUAGAUGGGUUCUGAUUGACGAAUCGACCGCAGUUGAAUUGCAUUCGUUUAGUGAUGCUUCGCAGUCGGCUUAUGGGGCAUGUAUCUAUGUAAAAUCAUUCGAUAGUAAUAAUCAAUGUAGUGUAAAAUUGUUGUGUGCUAAAUCUAAAGUGUCUCCGUUAAAGCCAACCACGAUUCCGCGUCUAGAAUUAUGCGCCGCGCUACUUGCCGCUAAACUGUGCAAGUCUGUGUUGGAGUCAUUACGAUACAAACCGACUAGGGUAAUACAUUGGUGCGAUUCUAGUGUAGUGUUAGGUUGGAUUAAUAGUGACUUAACAAAACUUAAAACAUUCGUAGCUAAUCGUGCAAGCGAAAUCGUAGACAUGACUGUCCCAUCUGCUUGGCGAUAUGUACCCACUGAUGCUAAUCCAGCUGAUUUAAUAUCGAGAGGUAUUAAUCCUAAAAACUUACCUGCUAUGGAUUUGUGGUGGUCUGGUCCAAAUUUCCUAAUGAAAGAUGAAUCAGAAUGGCCAGUUUUAGAUGCUAAUAAAUUAAGUAACUUACCUGAGACAAAGGCGCACACAAUAGUAAUAGACGAACCUAUAAUAAUUUUCGAUAACUACUCAUCAUUUACAAAACUGCAAAGGGUAUUAGCAUUCGUUAAAAGAUUUAUACAUAAUUUAAAACAUCCUGAAAAUAAACGGGUAGGUAUCUUAUCAGCGGAUGAGUUGCGUGAUUCAUUCCAUACACUUUGUAUUAUAGCUCAACGAGAGUCAUUCAGUAAAGAAUAUGAUAUACUGUCAAAAGGUAAAUCACUGCCAACUAAAAGCAAAAUUUUGUCCCUUUCCCCCUUCCUGGUGGAAAAUUUAAUGCGGGUAGGUGGGCGCCUAGAUGCCUCAAUCUACUCGUAUGAAAAGAAACAUCCUAUAUUGUUGCACGCUAGGCAUAGGCUUACAAAAUUGUACUUUGAAAAAGAACACAUAAACGCCAUGCAUGCUGGCCCCCAGCUACUGCUGGCGACAGUAAGGGAAGUGGUUUGGCCGGUAGGUGGCAGACUUUUAGCGAGACGCACAGUAAAUAACUGUGUGCGGUGUAGAAGGUUAAGAGGCAAACUUUUAUGCCCAAAAAUGGGUGAAUUGCCGUCACAACGUGUUAACCCGGACUUUCCAUUCUUAUCUACAGGUCUAGAUUUCGCUGGCCCCUUUUUCAUUCUAAAUCGCAAGGGCCGCGGAAGUCGCUUAAUUAAAUGCUAUUUAUGUAUUUUCGUGUGUUUGCGUUAUAAAUGUGUGCACCUUGAAGCAGUCAGCGACUUAACUAAAGACGCGUUUAUCAUGACUCUCAGACGAUUUAUCGCGCGUAGAGGCAGACCAUUGGAAAUAUUUAGCGACAAUGGCCGUAAUUUUGUUGCCGCUGCGAAAGAAGUAGGGAGCUUUAUACAACAAAACAAAGAACCACUCUUUGACUUUGCAAGUCAGCAAGGCAUCAAAUUUAAAUUCACACCAGCUUACGCUCCUCAUUUCGGCGGCAUUUGGGAAGCCGGAGUUAAAUCCGCUAAACAUCACUUACGUCGUGUGAUGGGCAAUAGUCAUUUAACGUUCGAAGAGAUUUCGACAUUAUUUGCACAAGUGGAGGCGAUUCUUAACAGUCGUCCCUUGUGUCCCUUGUCAUCCUCUCCUAAUGACCUCCUCUCCCUAUCUCCAGGGCACUUCAUCAUCGGGAGACCACUGACGGCACUGCCACCACCUGCUCUGGCGGACUGCCAUGACAAUCAGAGGAAGCGAUACGAACAUCUCGAAACCAUAAGACAGCACUUUUGGAGACGAUGGCAAAAGGAAUACAUAUCGGAGCUGCAGCAGAGAACUAAAUGGAAAAGCAAUACUGCACAGCUAAAUAUAGGAGACAUGGUACUCAUAUCUGAAGACAACACGCCGCCAUUAUGCUGGCGACUGGGUCGAGUUCUGCGGCUGAUUCCUGGUCCAGACGGAAUAUCGAGGGUUGCAGAUAUCCAAACCAUGAAGGGCUGCGUGCGGCGGUCUCUAACUCGUCUUUGCCCUCUACCCAACGCUGAGGAACUUCAGGAUCGUUGAAAGGAUUCUUUCAACGGGCGGGAUGAUGUUACGGCGCCUACGACUUUCCAACUUAGCAAACCGCAAAUAUGUGUAUAAUUGCUGUAGGGUAUAGCUAAGGUACAUUAUAAUAACAAACAUUUAUACGCAUAAAUAAACAAACAUAAACAUAUCAUUUACACUCAUACAUACAUAAAUACAUACAUAAAUAAAUAUAAACAUUUACAUACAUACAAAUACACAAAUACAUAUACAUACAAACCUACAUACUACAUAUAUUACAUUCACAUUCUUACCAUACAUACUACUUUAUAACUUUAUUUCAUCUAUACACGGCCUUAUGCCUGCGCACGUAUGUACACGCCCUUAGCUAUACCUACACACCGUCCGGCCGCUAGCGGAGCCCUGGCGCCCGCGUUGACAACAUGCUCGGGACACUUCGGGAGUUCGCGGAGCCGUUCGGCACGCGGCGCGGCCGCCGCCUCCACCCCGCGCUUCACUCGCGCCCCUCGCUCGCCCACGUCAGUGACGUCAGUCCGCCUCGGCUAGCGAUCGCGCGCGCAUCCAAAAACUUACUCUCGCAUUAAUUUUAUAUAAUUUCGUUGAUCUCAUAACUAAAACUGUAUAUUUUAUUAUUUUAUCAAUAUAGUCAAUUUAAAGUUAG
Molecule: messenger RNA, 6781 nt
Organism: Spodoptera frugiperda (fall armyworm)
Lineage: Eukaryota; Metazoa; Arthropoda; Insecta; Lepidoptera; Noctuidae
Exons: 1
Coding region: 934-6138 (1734 amino acids)
Biological process (GO): DNA integration
Molecular function (GO): nucleic acid binding; zinc ion binding
Source: RefSeq, a predicted model, not a curated record